Messenger RNA from Rhinopithecus roxellana (golden snub-nosed monkey), 2688 nucleotides. It is a transcript of the gene RAB37, whose product is annotated as RAB37, member RAS oncogene family. The record is from RefSeq and is a predicted model, not a curated record. Gene Ontology annotation, cellular component: Golgi apparatus; endosome. Gene Ontology annotation, molecular function: GTPase activity; GTP binding. The transcript has 9 exons. Lineage: Eukaryota; Metazoa; Chordata; Mammalia; Primates; Cercopithecidae.
CCGGGGCGGAUCGGUUCCUGAGCUCUCCUUCGCCUGCGGGCCGGCACUGCUCACCCCUCGUCCAGGGACAUGACGGGCACGCCAGGCGCCGCUGCCACCCGGGAUAGCGAGGCCCCCGAGCGCUCCCCGCCCUGCAGUCCGAGCUUCGACUUCACGGGCAAGGUGAUGCUUCUGGGAGACUCAGGCGUCGGCAAAACAUGUUUCCUGAUCCGAUUCAAAGACGGGGCCUUCCUGUCCGGAACCUUCAUAGCCACCGUCGGCAUAGACUUCAGGAACAAGGUGGUGACCGUGGAUGGCGUAAGAGUGAAGCUGCAGAUCUGGGACACCGCUGGGCAGGAACGGUUCCGAAGCGUCACCCAUGCUUAUUACAGAGAUGCCCAGGCCUUGCUUCUGCUGUACGACAUCACCAACAAAUCUUCUUUCGACAGCAUCAGGGCCUGGCUCACUGAGAUUCAUGAGUAUGCCCAGAGGGACGUGGUGAUCAUGCUGCUAGGCAACAAGGCGGAUAUGAGCAGCGAAAGAGUGAUCCGUUCCGAAGACGGAGAGACCCUGGCCUAGGGUAAGACACUCUCUCCCGGGCAGGAGUACGGCGUUCCCUUCCUGGAGACCAGCGCCAAGACGGGCAUGAAUGUGGAGUUAGCCUUUCUGGCCAUCGCCAAGGAGCUGAAAUACCGGGCCGGGCAGCAGGCGAAUGAGCCCAGCUUCCAGAUCCGAGACUACGUGGAGUCCCAGAAGAAGCGCUCCAGCUGCUGCUCCUUCAUGUGAAUCCCAAGGGGCAGAGAGGAGGCUCUGGAGGCCCACGGGAUGCAGCCAUCUCCCCCAGGCCUGGCUUAUUCCGAGUGGCUGAGCCAAUGGGGAGAAAGAUGGAGGACCCAGUGCACAGCCUCUUCCUACUAGGGAGCUGUACUCCAGCUCCUACUUGAGUUCCUGCAGUCUCCCCACAUCCACGGGGAGGGUAAAACACUUAGCUUUUAUUUUAAUAGUACAUAAUUUAAUACCAAAAAAAAGGUACCUGGACGCCCAAAAAACCGAGGCUGGGACCUAGUGACCCUUUUACUUUCUAGGACUUGGGGGGCUGGCCCUCCCUCCUAAGCAUAACAAAGGUGGUGUUGCUCCAGCUCAGCCCCAGGGGACACAGAUGCACUUUGGGAGUGAGGGCAGGUAAUGACUCCAUCGCACCCUCAGUUCAGCUGGAGAGAGGCUGAGCUGACCCCAGCCUUCACUGUCUCCUGUUCUCCAGGAGCUUAUCUUCACCCCAUCCCCCAAAUAAGUGGGCCCUUGUGCUGUGAGGGAGACCAAAGCCUCAGGGAAGAUAAGAGAUAAGGAGAUGGGAGGUGGAGGACACGGGGCAGAGAGUAGGGUCAGGCUGGCUACCUCUGGCCUUACUAACACCCCCCUGGAGGCAUGCCCCUUUUCUCCAGCACACAAGCACAUUGGGGCACCUGGAAAUAUUGGUUCCAGGCUCCUGUUCUCUGGACCUCAGAUCCUGGGGGAGCCCCUCCCCACGGAAUCCCUGGCUUAGCUACCUUCCUGCCUGUGCACCUAAAAACCUCAGGUCAGAACUAGGAAAACAGUUUUGUUUUUUAUUUUUUUGAGACAGAGUCUCGCUCUGUUGCCCAGGCUGGGGUGCAGUGGUGCAAUCUCCGCUUACUGCAACCUCCACCCCCUGGGGCUCAAGCGAUCCUCCCACCUCAGCCCCCCAAGUAGCUGGUACUACAGGUGUGCACCACCACACCUGACUAAUUUUUGUAUUUUUUGUAGACACAGGGUUUCACCAUGUUACCCAGGCUGGUCUUAAACUCCUGAGCUCAAGCAACCUGCCGGCCUCGGCCUCCCAAAGUACUGGGAUUACAUGCAGGAGGCACCACGCCCAGCCGAGAUGUGUCUUAUCCCAAUCCUUUGGCAGGCACGCAGCUCCACAGGCAAUUUCUUCAAGCAGCUGAAGUGUUUAGCUCUCCGGGGUUAAGAGCCAGAUAAGGAGAAAUCCCUUUCCUAGGUUUGGAAUGUGUUGUGAAAAAGAGAGAAAUCCCUGGCUCCCAGAGCUGGUGGGAGACAAGAUUAAGCAAACCUCCCUCUAAGUGUAUCCCUUUGACCCCAAGCUCUGCCUCCUCCCUGACUACCCAUGCCCUUUCCUUUAACUUCACAAAUAGAUACCAGGGCCUAAACUGCUUUACCUCCCCACCUACUGAGUCAGGUUAGGGGGUGGGAGGUCACCCAUUUCCGAAUUAAACCAAUGCAAUGUGAGUAAAACAAGGUCAUGUAGGUAUGUCUGGGGUAGAGAGAGGGGUAGCAAGUUCAUGUGGCCUCCUUGGUCACAUGUCUCCCAAAGCUCUGACCCCUGCCAUUGGAAGUGGACAGAAAACAUGAGGUCAUGACCUGCAGGCACCUUUACUGCAGCUCUGCAGGCCUGGGUGAGGAUGGGGGAAAGGAAGAAGUAUGCGCUGCACAUUUCUGAGCCUACUGCAUUUGCUUUCAAGGCAGAAAUCUUGCUCUGAGCAGUCAGUGGCUCCAGUUUGGGCCCGAUAAGGAAGUUCUCCGUGGCCUUUCCCAGGCAGAGCAGGGAGGAGGCUGACAUUGCCAGUCUCUUCUGGGGCCCAAGGCAGGUUGCAGGAGAUACAAUCCCGUAGACAGCUCUGGGCCUCUUGCAUUUGAGUUUUUCAGAAUUAAACUGCAGUAUUUUGGAAAGCA